CUCUGUUAGCGACAUGUAAACAAAGGGGGCGCGCCAGAUGUCAUGUCACCGCCGUCAGUAUGCGCACACUGCCAGUGCCAGCUAAAGCAGAAAACGUGUUGUACUUACAGUACCUGCACAGAGAAGACCAUUGCAGUUGAGAGGGAAGGAUGGCAAAAAGAAGUUGGAGAAUGACCUCUGGUCCCCAUUGGCUGCUUCUCCUGUCAAUCACCUUUGGGGCAUGGUCAGUGCCCAUUGACCGCAAUGCAGUUCCCCAGGAAGCCCAUCCCCCGCCGGAGGGGAAACAGGAAGAGAACUUGGAUACCGGCCUGUUCUAUGACAGGUACCUGAGGGAGGUGGUCGAGGUGCUGGAGACCGACCCUCUGUUCAGGGAGAAACUGCAGGCCGCGAACACAGAGGACAUAGAGGGUAGGCUCGGUAAGGAGCUGGACCUGGUCGGCCACCAUGUCAGGACCCGGCUGGACGAGCUGAAGAGACAGGAAGUGGCACGCCUCAGGAUGCUGCUGAAGGCCAAACUGGACAGUACCAACACAGAGACUCUGCAGAUAGACCACGCCGCUCUGCUGAAGCAGUUCGAGCACCUGGACCCCCACAACCAGAACACCUUUGAGUCCGCAGACCUGGAGCUGCUCAUCGCUACGGCCGCCAAGGACCUGCGGAACUAUGACCUGGAGCGUCACGAGGAGUUCAAGCGCUACGAGAUGCUGAAGGAGCAUGAGAGGAGGGAGCACCUCCGCGGCCUGGACCAGGAGGAGCAGGAGAGGGAGGAGCAGAGGCUGCGGCGGCUGAGCGAGAAACACAGGCAGCACCCCAAAGUCUACGCUCCGGGCAGUGUAGCACAGCUUCGGGAGGUGUGGAGAGAAACCGAUGGUCUCGACCCUCAGGAGUUCGACCCCAGAACCUUCUUCAGCCUUCACGAUACUAAUGGAGACGGUGUCCUGGAUGAGCAGGAGCUUGAAGCUUUGUUCACUAAAGAGCUUGAGAAAGUGUAUGACCCCCGGAAUGAAGAGGAUGACAUGAUAGAGAUGGAGGAAGAGCGACUGAGGAUGAGAGAACACGUCAUGAAGAACGUGGACGUGAAUCAGGAUCGGCUUGUCAGCCUGGAUGAGUUUCUGAGAUCGACGCAGAAGAGAGAGUUUGGCAGCCCUGAAGAGUGGAAGACCCUGGAUGACUCAAAGCCUGUGUAUACAGAGGCGGAGCUCCAGCAGUUUGAGGCGGAGCUUCGAGAGAAGGAGGCGGAGCUGGCCCAGAGGGCGGAGUCUCUGCGGCAGGAAGAGGAACUUCUGAAGCAGUGGGGCACGGCGCUGGAGGCUCAGAGGAAAGAGUACCAGCAGGCGGUGAUGGACAUGUCACAGAGACAGAGAAACCAGCAGGCAGUGGACGGGCAGCCCCUGCCGGGUCCUAACGGGGAACUCCAGUUUCGACAGGAGAUGAAAAACCUGGAAGAACAAGGAGCAAACGCCACCAUUUCUCUGGAUUUUCCUGGAGAAGAACGGAUGAACACCUCUAAUGAGCCCACACAGAACCUUCCACUACACACGUCCUAACAGCCUACCGUAUUCACUCCAUCCCUACACACGUCCUAACAGCCCCCCCCACUGUCACUCCAUCCCAACACACCUCCAGACCCCCACUCUCACUCUCACUCCAUCCCAACACACCUCCAGACGCCCCAUCAGGGUCUGCUGCUUUUCACUGCUACUCAGCAGUUAAUGCAUUUCUGUUCAAAUGUAGCUAUUUGGCAGACACUUAUCCGAGUGACUUACACUAGUGCACACAUCCAGAUUUAGGCUGCAAACAGUGCUGCUUCCAGAUCCUCAGUGUCACAGCCCAUAAUAGUGGACAGUACAUAGUCUUACAACAUACAGUUAUUUAUAUAGUGGGUGCAAAACCGAAUUGACAAUGCACAAUUUAUCGCACCACUCUCUGUUAAGCAGGGGGCAGUAAGCCCCUUUAGGGAGAGGACAGUACUGCUCUUUAGGUAGGGGACAGUAAUCCCCUAUAGGUAGGGGACAGUAAUCCCCUAUAGGUAGGGGACAGUAAUCCUCUUUAGGUAGGGGACAGUACGCCCCUAUAGGUAGGGGACAGUAAUCCCCUUUAGGUAGGGGACAGUAAUCCCCUUUAGUAGGGCACAGUAAGCCCCUUUAGGGAGGGGACAGUACUCCCCUUUAGAUAGGGGACAGUAAGACAGUUUAGGGUGGGGACAGUCAGUAGACUGAGGGUUGAAGGAUCUGGCAGGAGUGUAGGUUUUGAUAACAGACUGCAGGUAUGAGGGUGUUGUUCCCCUUGCUGCAACCUCCCCCUGUCUGCAAUUGGUUCAUCCAAAUAUCACAUGGUUGUUUGCAUUACGGUUGACCAGCCAGGGGCGGAGUCCAACUUUUUUUUCUGGUUUAUUUCAUCAUUGAACUGUCCUGUGAGAGCAUUGUCUUGGUUCUGGGAGCACUGUCUUGGUUGGUUGAGCGAAUGUGUCGCUCUCCACACUGUUGCUCAGUUACAACUGGAUGACCGAAGCUUUGAUACCAAUUGCUCGGUCAAGCAUAUCAAAACUAAUUUCACACAUAAUCACACAAAAAUCAUUUAUCUAGUUGAUAAAGACUUUAGGAUGGGAAUGAAUAAUUGUGCCUGUUGUAGUUACAAAAAUGAUCGGUUUGGAACUCCGCGGAGAUUACACCUUCGACAUAUUUUCAGGUUUUCACUGAAAUUGUGACUGUGAACUUGUUUUGCACAGUUUAAUGCUUUUCUCAUUCUGCCUGUAAUACGCCUUGAUACAUGUUUCCCUUAGCCUAUAUAUCAUCCAUCCAUUCAUUAUCUAACCCGCUUAUCUUGAUCAGGGUUGAGGGAGGUGCCGAAGCCCAUCCCAGCAUGCAUUGGGAUAGAGGCACGAAUACACCCUGGACAUUUCGCCAGUCUAUCGCAAGGCACACACACCAAUCACUCACACACUCGUUCCUGGGGGAAAUUUAGACUGUUAACCUAACCAGCAUGUCUUUGGACUGUGGGAGGAAACCAGAGUACCCAGAGGAAACCCACACGGACACGGGAAGAACAUGCAAACUCCACACAGAAAGGCCCCGGCCGGGAUUUGAACCCGGUACCUUCUUACUGCGUGGCAGGAGUGCUACGGCAGUGUAGUAUAGCGGGUAAGGAGUUGGUCACAAGUUCGAUUCCCCAGUGGGACACUGCUGUUGUACUUUUGAGCAAUGUACUUAACCUGAAUUGCUUCAGUAUAUAUUCAGCUGUAUAAUUGGAUGCAAUGUAAAUGCUAUGUAAAAGUUGUGUAAGUCGCACUGUGUAAGAGCGUCUGCUAAAAAUGCCUGUAAUAUAAUGUAAUGUUUCAUAACGUUUAUGAAAUUAGGUCCCGGUGGGUGCAGAAAUGGAAGCUGUACUGCUGGGAGUUGGUUUUGAGCAUACUUACCACGGUGUUCACGGACGUGUCUGCCGGUGGUUCAUUUUCGAAAAAGUUGUUUUGUUUGGAGUGUCCUGCCUACUUGACACCUGACUCUGCGAGUUACUGACUCCGCACUGGGAGUUCUUUCCGCCCCUCGUUCUCUCUGUCCCUCACACUUCCUCCCUCCCUCCCUCCCUCUCACAGGCAGGUCGGCACACUCGUUCAUUUCUGAGGUGUUACGUUUUUGGGCCUAAUAAAGGAUUCGGGUUUAAACAGAGCCCUGGUGGAUGGCUUGAGCGGUUUUGUGAAGGACCAGGCUGGAGUGAAAUGAGCAUUUCAAAUAUGCAGCUGAUUAAAACGUGCAAAUCGUAUGAGAGGAGAGUGUUCUUCGGAACAUUGGUGAAAAUAGAUGUUUCUUUGAAAAGUUCCAGUAAUCUACUUGAAAUAAUUAUUUUACCCCGGUCUGAGUGCUUUGUCAAAGUAUUUUGGCUGCCUCUCUCACUCUUAGCGAUAUACUGUGCAGUAUCACACACACACACACACACACGCUCGCUGGUUAGCCAGCAUAAAUAAACAGAAAAGGACAGACCCUGGUUAAUGUAGCAAUACACCACAGUAUACAGCUAGCCCAGGCAGC
Molecule: messenger RNA, 4025 nt
Organism: Anguilla rostrata (American eel)
Lineage: Eukaryota; Metazoa; Chordata; Actinopteri; Anguilliformes; Anguillidae
Gene: nucb1
Product: nucleobindin 1
Exons: 14
Coding region: 150-1547 (465 amino acids)
Cellular component (GO): extracellular exosome; endoplasmic reticulum-Golgi intermediate compartment
Molecular function (GO): calcium ion binding
Source: RefSeq, a predicted model, not a curated record